UUUCUGACUUUGUUGAACGAACGUUGUGCGAGCGGAGCAACGAAUUAAACGGCGUAAGCGCCAGUAAAUGGCGCGCGUUUGUGUUUUUUUGCGUUUCGAAUAACAACAAUCAAUACAUGUUCUUAAGAAUAUAUAAAUUUAAAUAAUAAUAAUACGAAUAUGCAUGUUAAUUAACAACAACAACAACAAUAGUGAGAGUGUGUGUGUGCAUAUGUAUGUGUGUAAAAGUGUUAAAGUGCAAUACAGAAAAGUGCAUUGUAAACAAGAGCAACAGAAGAUAAAGAAGCAAAUCAAAUAAAACGUCAAAAUGACGCGCGAAGAAGAGGAAGAAGUGCGCUUGUUGCUGUCGCGUCACCAGGAACGCAUUAUGCUAGAUCUGGGCAGCACAGAUCUGCUGGCGGUGCUCGUCAAGAACUCAGUGCUCAGCCAGUCCGAGGAGGAUCUGCUGCUCAAGCCGUAUGCGACAGCAGCUGCCACCACAGCAGCAGCGGCCGCUGCAGAGCCGGGCAGCGCACCCUCCAGCGUGGGUGCACUGACCAAGCGCAAACUGAGCGCUGUCGCCAGCAGCAGCAGCGGCAGCGGUAGCGGCGGCAGCGCCAGCGUCAGCGGCGUGGGCGGCGAUUAUAGUUCCAGCUUGGCGGGCUCCUCGCGCAGUGCAAGUGUCAACGGUGAUCACGCACAGAGCGACAAUCGCUCACUAACGCCAUCUGUUGGCGGCGGGGUCAGCGGCAGCGGCAACGGCAGCGCAGCUACUGAAGCUCUCAACGACGCCGAAAUUCUGCGGCUGCAGUGCGCCAACCUCAUAGAGAUCAUCGCCAAAAGCGGCUUCGAGAAGUUCAAGCAGUUCUGUUACGCGAUCGAGUGCGAAUGCCCGCAGCUGAUUGAGGAUUUAAUUAACGAUCGUCUCAAGAGCGAUGCUGCCAAUAGCGAGCACAGCCCGGGCGAGGAAAAAAUGCAAAAGGAAAUUGAAACGAUCGACUACAUUGACAAAGAAAAGGAGAACGAUCGCAACCGUCGUGCAGUUAGCUAUGGCGGCGGCGUCUCACCGACUCACUGUGCCACCAUACCGCGUGCGGCACCGCGUCGUGUGGCGCUCAUGAAGGAGCCACCGCCGCCGCCACCGCCCAAGCCGCAGCUAACAUCGAAGGCAUCGCUACAGUCCACAGAUUCCUCGCAUGCAUCCAGCAUCAUGGCCAGCAAAUAUCCACAGUCGGAGUAUAAUCUCAUACAGAAGAUCGACUCGAACAGCACGCUGACUGCACCGGCUCAGUACCAGCCACAGAAUUUCUAUGCCAACACCGGCACCAUAUCCUCCACCAAUGGCUACUCGUCCCUGCUGUGCCAUGCCAGCUCCACGGCCAGUCCGCUCGCAGUGCGCAAGCGCGACAAGCUGUUGCAUCGUUUUAGCGAUGCGGCCACAUUGGGACGCAAGCUCAAGAAAAAGAAGAACACGAAUCGCACCUGCCGCUCCAUGACAGAGGCCAUUGAGAUGCUCGCCGAUCCGGUCAUCGAGGAUGAGUUUUUUGGCGAUCGCACCACAUGGGAGUAUCACACAGUUUCGGUGACUCGAGUGCCCGGCUACGGGUUUGGCAUUGCCGUUUCCGGUGGACGUGAUAAUCCCCACUUUGCCAAUGGGGAUCCCUCGAUUGCAGUCAGCGAUGUGCUCAAAGGUGGACCAGCCGAGGAUCGUUUGCAUGUAAACGAUCGCAUCAUCACUGUGAAUGGGGUCUCGCUGGAGAAUGUGGAAUAUGCCACCGCGGUGCAGGUGUUGCGCGACAGUGGCAAUACGGUCACACUGGUCGUGAAGCGUCGCGUUCCACUGAAUGUGGCCGCAACGAAUCCCGCACAGCAUCAGCACUCGCACAGCAUGAGCUCUGUGGGCCUAGGACUGACCAAUGGCAGUGGCAUGGCCAGCAGCCAGGCGCCCAGCGCCGCCAUGUCCAGCAUGAGCCAGCCGAACUCGUUGAACUCCUCGCUGGUACAGAACGCGGGCAGCGGUGCCCAGCCCAUCAAGGUGACGCUGACCAAGGGCAGUAAGAAGGACGACUACGGCAUUGUGCUGGGUUGUCGGCUGUUCGUCAAGGAAAUCUCGACGAAGGCGCGCGACCAGCUUACUGCCAAUGGCUAUUCUCUGCAGGAGGGCGACAUCAUAACGCGCAUACACAACACCAACUGUGCGGAUAACAUGAGCCUCAAGGAGGCCAAGAAGAUCAUCGAUGGCUGCAAGGAGCGUCUCAAUCUGGUUGUGCUGCGCGACAUCACCAACCAGGCGGCGGCAGUCAAUCAACUGAACAACUCGAGCCAUCAGCAGGCAAAUGCGAAUCUUUAUGCUACACAUCAGGCACAGGUUUCCAGCUGCAGCAAUAAUCUGGAUGAUGCAUAUCUGCCCGGUGGCGCCAGCUACUCCUCACAGAAUCUUUACGUGCAGCCGCCAACACGCACCUCCAACGGGCCCAGCAUCAAUGGCAAUGGACUCAGUGAGGAGAAGAGCAACCUGACGCCACGCGGACGCUCACGUGGUCCGCUCAUAGACGGUGUCUCGCUGCAGCAACUUGAUAGGCCCGUUACCCCCACCAAUGGAGGGCGUGGACGUGUCGAUGAGCCGCCAAGGCCGCCACCACCGCGUGCCGCCCAAGAGGACUUUUACAGCUCGCGACGACAACUGUACGAGGAGCGGCAGAGCGCCGAGCCGCGUUUCAUCUCAUUCCAAAAGGAGGGCAGCGUUGGCAUUCGGCUGACGGGCGGCAAUGAGGCGGGCAUCUUUGUGACCGCCGUGCAGCCCGGCUCACCAGCCUCGCUGCAAGGCCUCAUGCCUGGCGACAAGAUACUCAAAGUGAACGAUAUGGAUAUGCACGGCGUGACGCGCGAGGAAGCGGUGCUAUUUUUGCUUAGUCUUCAGGAUCGCAUCGAUCUGAUUGUGCAGUACUGCAAGGAAGAGUACGACGAAGUGGUGACCAAUCAGCGCGGUGACUCGUUCCACAUCAAGACCCAUUUCCACUGCGACAAUCCUUCCAAGGGCGAGAUGGCCUUUAAGGCGGGCGACGUGUUCCGUGUCAUUGACACGCUGCACAAUGGCGUCGUCGGCUCGUGGCAGGUACUCAAGAUCGGACGCGGCCACCAGGAAAUGCAGCGUGGUGUAAUACCAAACAAAUCCCGUGCCGAGGAGCUGGCUACAGCUCAGUUUAAUGCCACCAAAAAGGAAAUGAAUGCCAACGAAUCACGGGGCAAUUUCUUUAGACGUCGCCGCUCCACACAUCGUCGCUCCAAGAGCCUCUCCCGCGAGAACUGGGACGAUGUCGUCUUCUCGGACAGCAUUUCCAAGUUUCCUGCUUACGAGCGCGUCGUUCUGCGUCAUCCCGGCUUCGUGCGUCCCCUCGUGCUAUUCGGUCCCGUCUCUGACCUGGCCAGGGAAAAGCUUGCCAAAGACUUCCCAGAUAAGUUCAGCACACCGCUGCAGGAUGAUGACAAGACAAACAGCAAUAACAAUGGCAGCGGCAGCGGCAACGGCAAAUGCCGCAUUGUCCGCUUGUCCCACAUACGCGACAUUAUGGAUCGUGGCAAGCAUGCGCUGCUGGACAUAACACCCAACGCUGUCGACCGGCUCAACUAUGCACAAUUCUAUCCCAUCGUUAUAUUCCUCAAGACGGACAGCAAACACGUGAUCAAACAGCUACGCCAUGGCCUGCCCAAGGCGGCGCACAAGAGCUCCAAGAAACUGCUCGAGCAGUGCCAGAAACUGGAUCGCGUCUGGUCGCACAUCUUCAGCACACAGAUUGUGCUGAAUGAUGAGGAAUCCUGGUACCGCAAGCUCCGUGACUCGAUUGAUCUGCAGCAGAGCGGCGCCGUCUGGAUGUCCGAGUCUAAGCCCGUCGAAUCCCUCUCCGAUGAUUUCCUAUUCCCCAUGACCACAUCCCGUUUAUCGUAUGCAUCAAGUCCCGAAUCUGAUUUGGAGCUAAGUCCCGGGCCAUCCGCAUCAUUGUCGCUUGGCAAUUUGCCGCAAUUGGUUAAAGCGAGCUCAGAUCCAUCGAUUGCCACUAACCAGGAUAACUUGGAUAGGGAUAGAGACAUAAUUGGUGAAGGACUACCACCUCCAUAUACGGUACCCUACGAUCAUGGCGUGCAGCCGCCACCGAGUCGACGCCAGACCCUCGACUCCAGCAAGUACAGCAUCUACGGCACCCAUAUGCCCCAGCAACAACAACAGCCGCAACAACAACAGCAGCAGCAGCAGCAGCCAGUUGAUUCCACAGUGGGCGUCACACGCCCACAGUCCCUGUAUGGCAUCAAUGCACCGGAUCUUCCGCCGCGCGUCGACCGUCAGUCCAAGCCGGGUGAUCUGCCCCUGAACACCUCUAGCAGCUCAUCACGCAACGGCAGCUCCGGCGGCACACUGGGCCGCAGCGCUCAGGAACGUCUCUUCGGCAAGGCCGUGCUCCAGGACGAUGUUCAGGCCGAGUAUGUGACGCGCAAUGCGUUGGUCGGCGCCGGCGGCGAUACCAUUGAACGUCAGCAGCAACAGGCCUCUCUAGAGCGACAGGCGCGCAUGAAUGCGGCCAUAGGCAGCCCAGCACAGCACAAGACUAACGGUAAUGGAGGUCCUGCCUCCACCUACGACAGCGUCUCUAGCUACGACUCCUACAAUAACACACAAUUGGCCAUGCAGAAUCUCGGCCGACUGGGGCCCAAUGCGCCCGAUGAUCUCAAAUCAGUGCCAAAUGCAAGUGGUCGUCCUCUGCCGCCUGUGGGGCAGCCCCAUGACUAUGGUCGCUCCGCAACGCACGAUCAUCGCGCUUUUGGGGCGGCCAAUGAUCUGAAUCGCCAAAGUAGUCCCGGCAGGCCACUCUAUCAUGAUCUGAAUGCGUCCCGUAAUAUUGAUCCGCGCAAUGGCACACCGCAGCGUCCAUCGAAUCUGGGCCUGGACAGCAGUCCGCGCAAACCAUUGGUGGAAACCAAAACUGAUUACGGCAAAUAUAGCCGCAACAACUCCGUAUCGGCAGCCGACUACAGCAAGCUUCCAAAAAAUCCACACAACGUUGUGCAGCCCACCAAUGUGAGCAAUGGUGGGCAAAUGAAUGGCAGUGCCACGCCCAGCAGCAAUGGCAGCGGACCAUUUAAGCCCGUGCCACCACCCAAGCCCAAAAACUAUCGGCCGCCUGUGCAGAGCGGCGGUAGCAGUGGCAGCGGUGGCACCACGCCCUGGGAGAAUGGCGACUCUGGUUCACCCCGUUCGCCCAAUGGAUUCUACUAUCCCCCGACGCCUUCGCAUCAUCAUUACGGACCACAGACGCCGGCACCCGGCUCACCGCAUCAGGGCCAGCCCAGCAAUGGCCACAUGCAGCAGCCUACCUACGGCACCAGCACUGGCAACUACGGGCAAGCACCGCCGACCCAGCAGCAACAGCAGCAGCAAUAUCCCCAGGCCAAUGGCUACAAUGGCAACAGUCAUCACUACAAUGGUGGCAGUGGCACCGGACCGUACAUUGCUCCACAUCGGGGCAUGCCACCGCCAAUAGGCAAUCUACCACCACAUACACCCGAACGUCACGCACUGGAUUUGGCUGGGAGUCGGGAACAGCGCGGUUCCGCCUUUGAAUUAUAUCGUAAGCCGCAGAUCGGCGCCGCUGUUGGGCACCAUCACAACAUGAGCGAAAUGGAGCCAUACGAUGCGCGUUAUGAUGAUAAUUAUUAUGCCAUGCCGCCACCAGCGGUGGCACCAGCAGGAGCAGCGGCUCAUCCACACCCAGCACAUCCAUAUACGCAUCAAAUGCAACGCUCCCGAUCCGCACCCCGUUAUCCCAAUGAGCGACCGCCGCACACGCAAGAUCCCAACUACUACAGCCACUACGGCACAGGCAGUCGUGGCUAUAGAGGCCAGGAAAUGCAAUACUAUGAUGAGCAUGGCAUGGAGGUGGCGCCACCACCACUGCCGCCGCACAAGAAGAAGAAAUCGGUACUGAAGAGUCCGCUCGCGGCACUGAAAAAUGCGCUUAUCAAAUCGACACGACCACUGCGUCGCAUGAAUAGCAUGGUGGAGCCGGAGCGUAAACCGAAGGGACUGCGACGUCAGCAAUCGAUGCUUGAACGCGGCGUCCAGCGGCCCUACUAUCCCGACGAAUAUCCCACCUACCCGGCUACUGGCUAUGAAGAGCGGCCGCCGCUGCCGCCACCAGCGGAUCCGUAUUACGGUGCGCCGCAUUAUCCACAGCAGGAGCUGAUGAACAGCACCUACCAGAAUCUGGAAAGUGAAGAUAUCUAUGGCAAUAUUGGGGGCACAGUACCACGGCACAUGGCACGGCCUCCACCAGACACAGGCUAUGCCGGCUAUGAUCAGUACGAUCUAUAUGCGAAUCGCGCCUGCAUCGAUCUGGAGCGACGUCAAGCCGAGGCGGCUGUCAGCGGCCGCAGCGGAAGACGCAUUGUGCGUCGACACAGCACCACAACGGCGGAUCGUGGGGGUAAUAGUGGUGCAACCGCACCACCUGGCAGACGGCACAUGCACCAGGCUCAUGCUGCGAAUGGCUAUGAGCAGCAAGGACAGCCGCCGGACAUUUAUCAGACACGCCAGGGCGCAUAUAUGUUGCCUGACCAGCGGCGUGCACCCAACUCUGAGGUAAUGACACGGCGGCGCUUCUAUCCCGGCGCCGCCAAUGAGCAGGGCGAGGAGGCCGAACCCAUGUAUCAGACGCGUCGCGAAAUGCAGCGCGAAAUGCAGCGCAAUCAUCUGUAUCAGUCGAAGCGGGAAAUGCAGGAACGCAUCAUACAGGGCAAACGCGACAUGGAACGCGAACUGAGUGCGCAAAGCAGCAGUCAAUCCGAGCGCAGCGACGACCGCUCCGAGCGCUCCAAUUCCGAUAGCAACUAUCAGUCGCGGCGGGAGGGUACGCGCAGCCAGCUUCGCGAACAAAUCUAUCAGACGCGACGCGAGGCGCUGGACAGCAUGGCGGAACCGAUCUAUGUAACCAAGCGAGACAUGGGCCGGCCGGCGCCCAUCUAUGAGACGCGCGAAGAAAGCAUCCUUCAAUCACGAGAGAACGAAACCGAUGAGAAGAAGGAGAAAGAGUGCAAAACGGAGCAGGUGCAGGUGGAAAUAAAUGCACAGCCCGAGGAUGCCCAGGACAGCACGCUGAGCCGCUCAGACCUGCAAAAGUCCUCGGACACGGUCGUUGAGAAUACACUGGCCCCCGUCGUCGUCUGUCAAGCGCCGUUGGUGCAGGACGAGAUCGAUGCGGAUGAGAAUGAGGAUGCGGAUGCGACUAAGGACGACCAGCCCAAUGAGGCUGACAGCAGCACAGAGCCUGCGGAGCAACCCACAGCUAUCGAGCAUAAUCAGCACAAUGUAGCUAUGUUGGCCAGCGACACGCAGAAUAUGUCGGAUGAUGUUUUUGAGGCCACCGAUCAGGUUACCCCACUCCCCCAUGCCACAGAGCCAAUUUCCGCCUCGAAACAGCCGUUGUCACCUCGCGCACUACGCGCGCCCUUUCACAUUUCCAACAUACUAAAGCGCACAGCGCCGCCGCCGCCGCCCAGUUCUUCGCUGAUGGCCGACAGCUGCACCUCGAUUGAGACCCAGUACACAUCGCAGGCCAGCCUGCCGGUUGGACCGCCCAAUGCGACCAGCACACCUUUCAGCAGCAGCAUGUCCCUGCCCAUUGCUGGUCCAGUGCCGGCUAAUGGUGCCACCGCAUUUCCCAGCCUGCCGCGUGAGCCAAGCACCACGCGCGGCUUCUUUGAUGCCAGCGGUGGCACGCUGGCUGACAAGCUGUGGCACGUCUCGCUGCAGAUACCGCCGGGCGCCAUUCCGGCUGGUGUGCGUCAGGAGAUCUACUUUACCGUCAGCGAUCCGCGCAUGGGACAGGCCGUUGGCGGUCCGCCGCUCGACAUGGAGAAUGGUGAAACGAUGCUAUCGCCACUUGUCAUGUGCGGGCCGCAGGGCCUUGAGUUUCUGGUGCCCGUUACACUCAAUAUACCCCAUUGUGCCGGACGUACCGCAUCACUGGGUCUGGCACUCAAGGCCACCGACAGUGAGAAGAACCUCCAUACCGAAUGGGACAACAUUGAUCUGCCCAGCAAUGCGGCUGCCCACACAGUGUCCGUCAAGGUGGAUCACUUCUAGGCCGUAGAGCACUACAGUUACAUAGUUUUAGAACGUUACUUAGACCCAUAUAUUCCCGCCCCCAAACACACAAUCCUCUCAUAAAAGGAACCUAAUUAAAUUCAUAUAAACAAUUGUAAAUAACAUCAUCAAAUAUCAUAUAAGCCACAAUUCCACGACAAGAGAAAUAACACAACUUAGAUAUUGAUUAUGAAAAAGAAAGAGCUAAUUUAAAUGCAAAUUUUUGUUAAUUGUGCCUUUAAGUGAUCGAUUUGCUUUUGAACCAGGUGUCGUAUAAAUUAUAUAAGCGAACGAGUUAAAUUAUCGAAGUGAAAGCAAAAAAAGAAAUAUCUGUAUAAAAAAUCUGAUAACAAGCAACUGUAUAUUUUAAUGAAAUUUAUUAACCCUUUUUGCUAUGUAUUUUACAACUUUAAAUUAAUUUAAUCGAAUAUUGAUAUUUCAUUCUACGCAAUUUGCAAAUUGUUUUUAUCUAUGAUCUAUUUUAUUGCAUUGAAAAUGUUCAUCGUUUGCAAAUGUUGUAUACAAAAUGUAUACAUAUAUAAACCACAUAGAUGCAUUAGACUUAGGAAGCGUCUAUAUAGCCAACAAAAUUAAUAUAUAUACUAAUAUGUAUUACAUAUAAUUACUUUUUUGUAUGAAAAAGAUAUAAGCACUUAGAAAGCUUGGGUAUUAAUAAAGGAGCAACAAGUAUAUAAAUAUAAA
This is a messenger RNA of Drosophila virilis, 8815 nucleotides long. RefSeq names its product zonula occludens-like protein polychaetoid (gene pyd). Gene Ontology annotation, cellular component: plasma membrane; bicellular tight junction. The record is from RefSeq and is a predicted model, not a curated record. Gene Ontology annotation, molecular function: cell adhesion molecule binding. NCBI's taxonomy places the organism in Eukaryota, Metazoa, Arthropoda, Insecta, Diptera, Drosophilidae. Gene Ontology annotation, biological process: cell-cell adhesion; cell-cell junction organization; protein localization to cell-cell junction.